Molecule: messenger RNA, 349 nt
Organism: Racocetra persica
Lineage: Eukaryota; Fungi; Glomeromycota; Glomeromycetes; Diversisporales; Gigasporaceae
Source: the annotation of a GenBank genome assembly
UGAUGAAACUUGUGGAAAUUAUUUCAGGAUUAACUACCUCUGAUAAAACUUUAAGUAUUACGAAACAAUUAGCUGUAUCUAUGGGUAAAACUUGUUCUCAAUCUCAAGAUGUUCCAGGAUUUAUCGCAAAUAGAUUGUUGAUGCCUUAUAUUAAUGAAGCUAUAAUUGUGUUUGAACAGGGCAUAGCAACACGAGAAGAUAUUGAUACCACCAUGAAGCUUGGUACUAAUACACCUAUGGGACCUUUGGCAUUGGCCGAUUUUAUUGGUCUUGAUACGUGUUUGGCUAUUAUGAAAGUAUUACACAAUGAGAUUGGCGAGAAAUAUAGACCCGCCACAUUAUUACAAAA